Molecule: messenger RNA, 1367 nt
Organism: Paramormyrops kingsleyae
Lineage: Eukaryota; Metazoa; Chordata; Actinopteri; Osteoglossiformes; Mormyridae
Gene: ppt1
Product: palmitoyl-protein thioesterase 1 (ceroid-lipofuscinosis, neuronal 1, infantile)
Biological process (GO): receptor-mediated endocytosis; protein depalmitoylation
Cellular component (GO): lysosome
Molecular function (GO): palmitoyl-(protein) hydrolase activity
Source: RefSeq, a predicted model, not a curated record
AGUAAACACAUUACGUUAUUUUCCAAUUCAUUUCCGUUAGGGGUAUGCAUUCUGAUCGAAAAAUCGUUAUAUUGAAGGGUCCGUAAAAACGUAGUAUUACAACCGGGAAAACCAUAUCAAGCUAUCAGGCGCGAAUUUGACCACGGAAAGUCCGUCGCUGUCCGUCGUUGCUCUGCUCCGUCUGCGAAACUGUUUCAGCCACAAACAUGCCACCGGCGUGUCUGCUUAUGGGGACCUUAUGGCUGCUGCUCGCUGCCCUGAAUCCAGCUUGGGGGUCCAACAAUACUCUCCCUCUUGUUAUGUGGCAUGGAAUGGGGGAUAGCUGUUGUAACCCUUUGAGCAUGGGUGCGAUAAAGAAGAUGGUGGAGGAGGACCUACCAGGGGUGUACGUCCUCUCCUUGAUGAUUGGCAAGACGAUCGCACAGGACACAGAAAAUGGCUUCUUCCUGGAUGUGAACACGCAGGUCUCCAUGGCGUGCGAGCAGCUCGCCCAGGAUCCCAAGCUGAAGGGGGGCUACAAUGCCAUGGGAUUCUCCCAGGGGGGGCAGUUCUUGAGAGCAGUGGCUCAGCGAUGUCCCUCCCCACCCAUGAAGACCCUUAUUUCCGUUGGGGGUCAGCAUCAAGGGGUGUACGGCCUACCCAGGUGUCCGGGGGAGACGUCUCAUAUCUGCGACUGGAUUCGGAAGAUGCUCAACUCUGGCGCCUAUAGGGACUUGGUGCAGAAACAUUUAGUGCAGGCGCAGUACUGGCAUGACCCACUGAAUGAGGACCUGUACAGAACUCACAGCCUCUUCCUUGCUGAUGUCAAUCAGGAGCGGAUGGUUAAUGAGUCCUAUAAGAAGAACCUGCAAUCUCUGGAAAAAUUUGUGAUGGUUAAGUUCCUGCAGGACAGUGUUGUGGACCCAGUCGACAGCGAGUGGUUUGGGUUCUAUAAGCCAGGCCAGGGCACAGAGACAGAGACCUUACAGGAGAGCGCUUUGUACAAAGAGGACCGACUGGGUCUGGCGGCUAUGGAGAAAGCGGGCAAACUGGUGUUCCUUGCCUCUGAGGGAGAUCACCUGCAGUUCAGCAGGGAAUGGUUUGAUGCCAAAUUACUGCCGUAUCUGCGCUAGAAACAUCAACACACAGCAAACCCCAGUCAAGGGAACUGCUGCGGAUGCACACCAACUCCGUCUCAUCUGCUGUUACUGCUACUAAAUUCUUAACUAGCAAUAUUACACUCAAACACCCUAUGGUUGGUACUGUUUACAUCUCACUGUUUGAAAUUUAGCUUUUACUACCAUUAAACCAAUGAAAAAGGAAUUAGGAGUCUAUGAAAUGAUUUGGAUAUGUGGUGGAAUCAGAAAUAAAAUUAUUUUAACAAAGAA